AUGUUAUCCUAUCUAGUUACUUUUGCUUUUAGUGAAACAGAAAUCACACAUACUAAAUACCUUUAUGCCUAUUGGAAGGACACCACUUAUUCCGCCUUUGAUAUCAAAUACAAUGAGAGAGCAGAUACAGGCGGUACCUCUUGGGUCAUGACAACCUAUAGCUUUGGUGGAUGGAAGCCCGUAUUUACUGUUGAUAAUGAUCCCACCCUAAUUAAAAUGCCCGGAACUAGACAUGGUAAAGCAAACUAUAGGAAUAUUUAUUCUGAUAUCAAAGUUGAAAAGGUUCCACUCGGUGAUAAGUAUCUUCUUGUUUCCUUCCUUCUUACCAACAAAGAUACAGUUCCUCACACAAUCAACGUUUCAUCUUAUGCAGAUAUUAUGAUUAAAAAUAACGACCACGCAAAAUGCACAUGGUAUGGCAAUCGUCGUGGCUUAACAAUGUACGACAAAUACACCAACAUUACCUUAACGUUGCUUGCCAAGGGUGGUUACAAAGUUUCUGAUUAUGAUCAAUUCUGGUAUGGAAUGUAUGGUAUUGGCUAUCACUACUUUUAUCAAUUGGAAAGUGACGAGCCACUUGUCAAUACUGACUCCGUAUUCUCUAUCAGCUGGACCCGCCGUGAUAUUUAUCCAAAUGAAACACUUGUUUUCUCAACAUUAAUGGGUGUUGGCGCUGAUCUUAGAAAUCCAUCAUUAAUAAAUAUCGAAACUAAUUUCCAAGAAAACUAUGAUCCAAAUACUGAAAUUACUGUUAACGGUGUUGUUAAUGAUGUUGAUGCUAACGAAACAGUUGAUGUCUACUACGAGUUCAACAAUGGCCCAAGACAAUUCCUUAAAAGAUUUGAAACUGAUAAGGUUAAUGGUGGCAUUUCUAAUGGUCAGUUCAGCUUCAAAGUUCAACUCGGUUCUGAAGUCGCUAGAUAUCCAUUAAAGGUUUACGCCAUUGACUCAUUCGAAUUGACAUCUAACGUUUUCGAGAAGAACCUUCUUGUCAACCAAGCACCAAGAGUUUCAUUCACAACAAGACCAAAUGAUGAGUACUUCACAGGUGGUAUCGUCGUCGUUGAAGGCCGUAUCUGGGAUGAUACAAAGGCCACCCUCAAGUACAAGGUCGAUGAUGGUUACAACUGGAACACUGAUGUAACACUUAUCGAGUGCAACAGACAAGAAAAGACAUUCCGUAAGUCCUUCCCAAUCCAAGAAAGCUAUAUCAACUUCGGUGACCACGUCAUCUACAUUUGGGCUGAAGAUGAAUUCGGUGUCAAGUCCACAAUCAUCAGCUCACCAUUCAAGUACACGCAGUUGCAUACACCAGAAAUCCAGUUCACAACACCUCAAACAUCCAUAGAAAACAAGUAUAGAGGUGAUACAAUCACAAUUUCUGGUAAAGUCCGUGAUGUCGAUGCAAACCAAGUAGUUACCAUCUACUACAAGAAGCCAGAAAACGAUCCAACAACACCAGCUGAAAACUACUACUCAUUCAACACAAACGAUGCCAAUCGUGACUGGGUUGAUUUCGAACUCGAAUACGUAAUUCCAGAUCAUUUGCCAUUUGGUGAGCAUAGCUUAAUCAUCUUCGCUAUUGAUAGCAGAAACGCUAACUCUGCUGACUUGCAUUACAGGUUCAAUGUCAUCAGACACACAACUACAAACCCAACACCAAUUGAUCCAACACCAACACCAGGCGAUGAGUACGAAGAUAUCGUUGAUUCCAGCUACAGCGGUCCCUCUGCUGAUUCAGAAAUCCCAACAAUCACAUGCACAAGUGUCGCUGAUAUCAACGAUGAUCUUUACGAAUCUUGCACCAUCACAACAACAACAAUUAUCAUCAAGACAUCUGAAAUCCCAACACCAAAGCCAACACCAGAUCAAACAGCAGGCCCAGCCCCAGUUCCAUCAGCUUCUGAAGAGGCUCCAUGGGGCGGAGAUGGCGAUGCUGCUAAGGAAGGAAGCUCUCAAAAGUCUAAGACCGAUAAGAAGAAGAUGCUCAUCAUCGGUUGCGCUGCUGGUGGUGUUGCAGCAGUCGCUUGCGCUGCAGCAGCAGUUCUCAUCCAUGAGGCUAUUAAGAAACCAAAGGACUUCGUUUUCGACGAAGAGAACGGAGAGUUCGUUGAAGCCGAUGGAAACGGUGCUGCUAAUGAGGGCGAUAACCCAAUUUAUGAUGAAAACGGUGCGGAUGAUCCAUUUGCUGAUGAAUUUGAUGAGGAAGACGGUCAUGUUGAGGGUAUCUUCCCAGCAUAA
This is a messenger RNA of Trichomonas vaginalis G3, 2241 nucleotides long. Its product is annotated as ribonuclease H protein family. The transcript has a single exon. The record is from RefSeq and is a predicted model, not a curated record. Bases 1 to 2241 code for a protein of 746 amino acids. Lineage: Eukaryota; Parabasalia; Trichomonadida; Trichomonadidae.